AUGCAAACUACACUUAAACAAAAUACUAUUUAUAAUUUUUCAUUUCUAUUUAUUCUACUAUCAAUCUUUUUGGUUGGUUCUAGAUUCACAUUGGCAGAGAAUGUCAAUUGGACAGGUGGAUUGCAUCCUUUCUACAAUGGUGGUGCAAAUUGGAAUCCUGCUCAUGAUCCAGCCACUACCGACGAUGUCUACAUCAACCCCAGUAAAUCGUUUGCCUAUUCCGCUUCAGAUGUUUCAGUGUACUCAAUUCAAACAGGUUCGACCGAUUUUACUGAUCCUGUUCUCCAUCUAAUGGGUUCACUCUCUGCAACUUUUGUUGAUAUCUAUCCAUAUUCCACUCUCUACCUUGACAAUACCAAUCCAAACAUUGAAGCACCAAUCGCCAGUGUCUAUUACACAUCUGUUAUUGGUGAUUUCUUUAUGAACGGUCAUUACAUAUACUAUUCAAAUCAGAUGAACGUAUAUUCCUUUGGAUCACUUAGUUUAAAUGCUUCAACUAGUCAAUGUUUCAUUGGAUUGAGUAUCGCUCAUAGUGGUACAAUUUUUAAUGAGGCACAAACCUAUAUUGUUGGUAAUUUCUCUACCUAUGAUUCAGCUUCAAUCAAAGGAUAUCCAGAUUCUCUAUUGAUGUUUUUCGAUGUCGCUUUUUAUCCACCAGGUAUUAAUACGUUCAAUGAUAAUACAACCAUAAGCAUGCAAGGUUCAACUUUGAGCUUUUGGAAAUAUACAGUUUUAAACAAUAAUACAAAGAUAGAUUUAUAUGAUUCACCAUUUAAAAUAUUUAAUUCAAAUUUCUUCAUGAACGAUCAAUCCUAUAUUGAUGUUCAAGGUGUUUCACCAAUUUUAUCCAAUGGAACAACAUUAAUAAUGAAUGAUAACUCAACAAUGAAUUUCUAUAAUCCAUCAUUUUUUAAUCUUGAAUACCAAACUGAAGAUUCAAGAAAUAUGAUUAUCGAAACUAAAUUCUCAAUGAAUCAUAAUUCGAAAUUACAUAUGAACCAUACAUUACUAUUCCUUCAAGCUUAUCUAUUUUCAUUAUCUGAUAAUGCAUAUAUAGAUAUGAAAAAUGGAUCAAUGUUGUUAAUUUUAAAUAAUGUGAAUCAAAUGUAUGAUCAAAGUCGUAUUGAUGUCCAAAAUUCAACAUUCUCUAUCUUUACACAAAGUUCUGGUUUAAUUCAAAAUGAUAAUUCUAGUAUCAAUCUAUUUGGAUAUCAAUCAUAUAUGAUAAUUGGUGGUGCUCAUAUUCUAAAAGAUAAUUCAUAUAUUACAAUGGUGAGCAAUGCAUUCUUGAUUAUAGAGGGUAGUUUGAUUCAACUUAAUAAAUCAAAUGUAGUUUCUCAGAGUAGUAGAACAUCGAUCAAAGGAACUUGUAUCAUCAAAGACGAAUCCGUUGCAAUUUACACACAAUUCUCAGAACUUUAUAAUGGUAAAAUUGUUUGUGAUAAAUGUACUAUUGAACAAUGGGAAGGUUCGUUUAGAUCAUUUGGUAUUGGUGUAUAUAAUAAUUCUCAAAUAUCGAUUGUUGGAGAUGCUCAUUUUGGUGAGUUCUUUGUUGCUUUCAACACCAAUAUUACAGUAACAGGUGGUAAUCUUACUAUUUAUUCUCAAUCAGUAUUCAAUUGCACCAAUUGUCAUAUUCAGAUUGUCGAUGGUUUCUUCAAUUACGAUAAAGACUCUUCAGUCAACUUGUUCGAGUCAAACUUGGAGAAUAUUGGCGGUCUUAUUCAAUCGAUCGGUAAUGUUUACGUCUAUCCUGGAUCAACUAUGAGCAAUGGUGGUACUCUUAACCUAGAAUCUGGUAUUUACAAACAAGACCAAAAUUCACAAGCUUCGAUGGUAAACACUGGUGAUAUAAACUCAAUACCAAAUGGUCAAAAGAAAGAGAUUACAGUACCACUAUUAAAUAAUGGUAGAAUGAAUGUUGUUAAUGAUGAUCUAUUUGUUUCACAAUUAAGACAAAAUAGUGGUUCAUUAAUUAUUCAAAAAGGUAGAGUUCAAUCGAAUGAAUCUAUUGUCAAUGACGGUGGUAAUAUUCAUGGAAAUGGAACUAUCUUGUCUUCCAUUUUAAACUCUGGUAAAUUUGGUACACCAAACACCACCAACAAUCUACAUGUCAUUGGUAACUUUGUUCAACUUCAAAAUGGUACCAUUAUCAUUACCAUCAAUUCACUAAAAGAUUUUACUCAAUUUAAUAUCUCUGAACUUUUCACAAUGGGAGGAAAUAUUAUUAUUAGAAUCAAUGAGGACUUUAAACCAAGUACCGAAUCAAAGGACAAUACCAUACCAGUUGUAAACUUUGGUGAUGCCAAAGGUAAUUUUAGUAAUGUUGGAUUCAGAACAUUCAAUCCAAAGACUGGAGAGGAGAGAGAUAGUGAGUGUGGUCACAAAUUGGCUCAAUCAAAACAAUCACUUUCAGUUUUAGUUUCAGCCGGUUGCCAAGAUAGUUCCUCCAAGAAACUAUCAACAGGUGCAAUCGUUGGUAUCGUAAUUGCUUGUAUCAUAGUAGCUUCACUCGUUGUGGUCUUCUAUCACAAACGACAACGUUUAUCUCAAGACUUUAGAGCAAAGUCUGGUGUAUUCAAAUUGAGAAGAGUCACAAUACGUUUAAAAGAUUAA
Heterostelium album PN500 is the source of this 2616-nucleotide messenger RNA. RefSeq lists its product as uncharacterized. The record is from RefSeq and is a predicted model, not a curated record. The coding region runs from base 1 to 2616 and encodes 871 amino acids. Lineage: Eukaryota; Evosea; Eumycetozoa; Acytosteliales; Acytosteliaceae. The transcript has 10 exons.